Thalassophryne amazonica is the source of this 3908-nucleotide messenger RNA. It is a transcript of the gene fem1b, whose product is annotated as fem-1 homolog b. Lineage: Eukaryota; Metazoa; Chordata; Actinopteri; Batrachoidiformes; Batrachoididae. The transcript is spliced from 2 exons. Gene Ontology annotation, cellular component: cytoplasm; nucleus. The record is from RefSeq and is a predicted model, not a curated record. Gene Ontology annotation, molecular function: protein binding. The coding region runs from base 347 to 2230 and encodes 627 amino acids.
AGUUUCGUCGCUCCAGGUGAAGGCGUUUCGUUGUUUUUUAUUUUACUUUUUUUUAGGUAUAGUUCAACGUUUUAGAUUUUAGACGGAACAGACAAGUGUGUUUAGUUUUGCGGUGAGUGUCGGAGGACAGAUUUUACAUUUAGACGCUGUCGCCUCUGAUGCUAAUUGAUUAGCUCGCCCAUUAGCCGAGGACUGGCGGCUCCGUGCUGGACGUUUCUGGAAGGUGGCCGCGAAUCGUUUUCAUGUGAAACCUCGGGGCCUGUUUGGACUUUUUAAUGGGAGGCGGGUUGCUGUGGAGUGGACUGUUGCUUAGAAGGCAGCGUUCCCGGCUCGCUGUCAGGCUCACAUGGAGUCUCUGGCCGGCUACGUGUACAAGGCAGCCAGCGAGGGCCGCGUCCUGACGCUGGCCGCGCUGCUGCUCAACCAGCCCGAGGUCGAGACCCGCUUCUUACUCAGUUAUGUCACCCAGGUGGCCGGACAGAAAUCCACCCCUCUCAUCAUCGCUGCCAGGAACGGACACGACAAGGUGGUCCGGCUGCUGCUGGAUCACUACCGAGUGGAUACGGAACAAACCGGCACCAUUCGGUUUGACGGCUACGUCAUCGACGGGGCCACGGCACUCUGGUGUGCAGCUGGAGCAGGACACUUUGAGGUGGUGCGUCUUCUGGUGAGCCAUCAUGCUAAUGUCAACCACACCACAAUCACCAACUCCACCCCGCUGCGGGCCGCCUGCUUCGAUGGACGUCUCGAUAUCGUCCGCUACCUGGUGGAACACAAUGCAGACAUCAGCAUCACCAACAAGUACAACAACACCUGCCUGAUGAUUGCUGCUUACAAGGGACACACGGACGUUGUAAAAUUCCUGUUGCAGCAGGGGGCGGACUCCAAUGCCAAGGCCCACUGUGGUGCCACGGCCCUGCACUUUGCAGCUGAGGCGGGUCAUCUCGACAUCGUGAAAGAGCUUGUGCAGUGUCAGGCGGCCAUGGUAGUGAACGGACACGGAAUGACGCCGUUAAAUGUUGCAGCUGAGAGCUGUAAAGCUGAUGUGGUGGAGUUACUGCUGGUUCAUGUGGACUGUGAGCUGCACAGCCGGAUCGAAGCCUUGGAGCUACUGGGCGCGUCAUUUGCCAACGAUCGGGAGAACUAUGACAUCCAGAAGUCUUACCACUACUUGUACAUGGCGAUGAUGGAACGCUACCGCAACCCAGACAUCAUCAUCACCAAGGAGCUUCAGCCAGCCAUUGAGGCCUACGGGGGGCGGAGCGAGUGCAGAACACUCCAGGAGUUGGAGGCUAUCCAGGUGGACAGGGAUGCUCUGCACAUGGAGGGACUGAUGAUCCGGGAGCGCAUUCUGGGCUCAGACAACAUUGACGUGUCACAUCCCAUUAUCUACCGUGGUGCAGUCUAUGCAGAUAACAUGGAGUUUGAACAGUGCAUCAGGUUGUGGCUUCACGCACUUCGUCUGCGUCAAAGAGGAAACCGCAAUACGCACAAGGACCUUCUGCGCUUUGCUCAAGUUUUUUCCCAGAUGGUCCACCUGAAGGAGCAGGUGUCUGCCACAGCUGUUGAGCAGGUGCUGAGCUGCAGUGUGUUGGAGAUUCAGCGCAGCAUAGGUCGCGUAGAGGUGGCGACUGAAGCUGAGCUGCCACAGGCCAUGGACAAUUACGAGUCCAACAUCUUCACCUUCCUAUACCUGACGUGCAUCUCCACUAAGACUGUCUGUGACGAAGAGGCGCGCGCCCAGAUCAACAAGCACAUUUACGACCUGAUUCAACUGGACCCGCGGUCACGUGAGGGUUCUUCGCUGCUCCACUUGGCCAUCAGCUCCAGCACACCGGUGGACGACUUCCACACCAAUGAUGUUUGCAACUUUCCCAACGCCCAGGUCACCAAGCUGCUGCUGGACUGCGGCGCCCAGGUCAACGCCAUCGACCAUGAAGGCAACACGCCGCUGCACGUCAUCGUUCAGUACAACCGACCAAUAAGUGACUUCCUCACACUACACGCCAUCAUCAUCAACCUCGUGGAGGCCGGCGCCCACACAGACAUGACCAACAAGCAGAAGAAGACGCCCCUGGACAAGAGCACCACUGGUGUGUCAGAGAUCCUGCUGAAGACCCAAAUGAAGAUGAGCCUCAAGUGCCUGGCAGCUCGUGCCGUCCUCCAACACCAGAUCACCUACCGCAACCAGAUCCCCAAAACCCUGGAGGAGUUUGUAGAGUUCCACUAAAACAAAAAUUAAGGGCAGACUUCAUUGUUCUUUUAACGAGAUUCUUAGUUUUCUAACAAAUGCAAACGGUGCUCAGGUGUGAUGUGUUAACUGUGUAAGGGUUAGGAGCAUUUUAUUUAAAACAAAAAAAAAAAACCUAUUAAUUUGCUACGAAUCAUCGCCCUCUGCUGGCAGCUUCAUUCAAAUGAUUGACAGUUCACCAGAAAAGAGGAAUUUCUGCAUAACUCCUUUGCUUCUUCUUUUGCCUUAUCUCCAUGCCAUGAAUCCUUCACAUGACGCCAUAUGUCUGAUCGUCUGCAGUGUGAGCGAGUUAAUCGCACGUGUGUGUGUUUGCAUACGUGUGCGUGUGUGUGUUUGGAUUUCUCCCACAGAUCUGACUUCAAAUGCAGGACUUUGUUUUAUAAACAGGUUUUCACCAGGUUUAGCUAAUCUGUAAUAGAGAAAAUAAAAUCUAACUGCUGGACAGAAGUUAUACUUACGUUUUCUGGAAUUCAUAUUUUAAAAGAACUUUGUAUUUGGGUGGUCUUGUACAAUUGUUUUUCUUUCUUUUUCACCCAAACUGCUAUUUAUAGGACUUCAAACCAUAAACCAGACGUUCAGGAUCUUGGUCAUUUUUGUAACGUGCCUCUGCAGUGACAGUCGUGUCUCAGCCUUUGAAAUUUAGAGAGGCCUGUUAAGAGAGAAAACAAAGGUCCAAGUCCUUAAGGUCCUGGUCUUGUCUGUCUUACUGUGUGGCACUGAGACUUGGACUUUGUAACUCGGUCUCUUCGACGGAACCUUGAGUACUGCUGGAAUGACUUUGUGUCAAAUGAGUGGUUACUUUGGGCAAUUGUCCCCAAUCCUGGUCCUUAAGGACACUGUGACCUGCACAUUUUUUUUGUCUCUGUCAAUCGAGACCUAAUUUGCUUUUGGCAAAGCGGGGAAAGAUGGAAAAUGUGCAGGUCAGGACAGUCCUUGAGGCUCGGCAUCGAUGGCCAUUUAUUUGGGGAGAGAGGUACCAUUUACAUUGUGAAGGAACCUCAGCUAUGACGUUUCGGACACAGAGCGCCCCUCCCUGGUAGACGGCUGCUUUGACGGCGGCGUCGGACGACACCUCGUGUUCUCCCAGACUGUAUCUGAAGGUCUCAAGCUCCCACCUGUUCAUCCUGCCAGACCAGAUUUAGAUAUGGAAGUACAGUUUGUCUGGACUUAAAUGCCAACUUAAUUUUUUUUAAGUGAGGGCGUUUAUACCAGAUGAAUCAGGAAACUGUGUGUGGUGAUUUGAGGAAAUCUUGGGGAAACGUAAGCAGUGUUGUGUAGGUUGUGGUGCCGCGAGGCGGACGGUGGGUUUAAUAACUGCACACUGGAAACUUUAACUCUGACUGAACAGUCUUUGUCCUUCUAACCCCUGAUUGUAUCUGUUUAAAGCUCAGUGUUUGUGGAACCAUUUGAUCACAUGAUUAAACAAAAAAAAACCCUGAAAAGUGGCGAUAUUGUGCUGCUCAGAUAUGAAUUUAAGUUUUAUUUAAUGUUUUAAUUUUUUUUAAUUUCUUAAGGAGACUUUGAGAACAUUGUCUCUUUUCUCUGGUUUACUGACAUGAACCCAAAGAUUGUUCAUUUGUUGGAAACUUUGACAGACGUCACUUACGUCUCUCCUGUACAACGAAUGCUGUUGAAUUAAAUCCCAGCUUCCUGUAAA